CCUUCGUUUUUAUUCCUUUUUUUUGUUGAUUUUUUUCAAAAAUAUUAUAAUAACGAUAUACCACUAUUUUUAUCUAGUGAUGCUUUCCUAUAUUUGUAGAUAUUAUUUAAUAAUUCCAAAAAUCUAAACUAUUAAAAAAUAUUUAAAAUAUAGCAAAAUUAAUAUUUGGGAAAAAGAGCCCAAAAGUUUUCUCAGUCGGGCUGAAUUUGGCCUAUUUAACUUAAAAUUGGACCUGGGCUGUAGAAUUUUAGGGUAGAGGUCAAAAUGGCUGGGCUUCGGCCCAAUCGUGAACAGCGAAUUUUCUUUGGGCUUUUACAAAUUGAUGCUACACGAAUUCGGGACAAUCCUAUCCAAUGGCGCGGUACGGUGGCGCUCUGGUCUCGGCCGUUGAGGUUUCUCCCGCCAAGAUAGCAGGCUUCAACGGUCUUCACUAUCCGACGUUUUUCCUUUUCCCUUCUUUCGUAAAGCCUUUGGUUAAUUGUACUUUGACUUCUUCCGUAAUUUACAGAGCCACUCCGAUCACGGCCAGCUACGUUUACCCAGAACCAAUACCGGAAUUUGCAGAAGUUGAAACCCAGAAAUUUAAGGAGCAGUUGUCGAAAAAACUAGCGAAGGAUCGCGAGACAUUCGGGAACGACUUCGAUUCGGUUGUGGAUGUUUGCUCGAAGUUAAACGACAAGUCGGCAAACCCGUAACCGGCUGGAUGGAAGUUCCACGUGGAGAGAUGCCAGAAAUCGUUAUCUUUGGACGGACUUGCUCAGCGGUGUCGACGGAGGUCAAUGUUUUUAGGCUAAUUAAAAUAUUAAUUAGUUUCUUAAUAAACUAAGAUUAUAAAGUAUUUAAGACGGCAAAGCGUGCGGCUUCCAUAAUAUUCUCAACAAUAUUUAUUUAGGAAAAACUUAGACAAAGACAUAGCACCAUCUUAUCCGCCUGCCUAAUUCUGGAAAAUUUUUUCUUUAUACUGUUUCUCUUUAUAAUGUUUUCAGAAACUUUUGUGUUUUGAUGACGAGAAAAAUGCUGUUGAAACAGUGAAGAACAAAAUCAAAUGAACACAGAAACAAAAAAAGAAGGUGGUGCUUGUGUAUGGCAGAUUCGACGACACCCAUGGAUGGAAUUCAUCAAAAUUUUAACUUUGUGUUUCUCAUUUGGUGAUUGAUUCUCUUGAAAUUUAAGGAUUAGUUUAUUAUUAAAGCUAAUCCACUUGGGAUUAUUUUAAGUUACGAACAUAAUAAGCACAUUAAUGUUUGGAAGAAAUAAAGCAGAUUGGUUUUGUUGACAA
Cucumis sativus (cucumber) is the source of this 1279-nucleotide messenger RNA. RefSeq names its product protein PLASTID REDOX INSENSITIVE 2, chloroplastic. Gene Ontology annotation, biological process: regulation of gene expression. The transcript is spliced from 3 exons. Bases 354 to 695 code for a protein of 113 amino acids. NCBI's taxonomy places the organism in Eukaryota, Viridiplantae, Streptophyta, Magnoliopsida, Cucurbitales, Cucurbitaceae. The record is from RefSeq and is a predicted model, not a curated record.